This is a messenger RNA of Delphinapterus leucas (beluga whale), 2892 nucleotides long. It is a transcript of the gene AMDHD1, whose product is annotated as amidohydrolase domain containing 1. Gene Ontology annotation, molecular function: imidazolonepropionase activity. The record is from RefSeq and is a predicted model, not a curated record. Gene Ontology annotation, cellular component: cytoplasm. NCBI's taxonomy places the organism in Eukaryota, Metazoa, Chordata, Mammalia, Artiodactyla, Monodontidae.
UAACGUUUAUUACUAAUCAUCAUUCUCGUUGCUGGUACUCUUAUUCCCGGUUCGUAGUGGGGGGAGGCGCGCAUCCCCGGCGGUCUGGACUGGCAGCUGCUACGAGCGCCCGCCCCCGCCCCGCCCCUCCGUGCUGGCCCCGGGCGGCGCCGCCUGCGGACCUGUCCCUUCUACCGCUGGCCGCCAGCGGCGGGAGCCGCACAGCCUCUGCUAGGCCUGCGGUGCGCAGCGACAUGGCGGACGGCCACCGCCUCCUGCUGGAGAACGCGCGGCAAGUGGUGCUGGUGUGCGCCCGCGGCGAGCGCUUCCUGGCGUGCGACGCGCUGCGCAGCCUGGCGGUGCUGGAGGGCGCCAGCCUGGUGGUGGGCACAGAUGGGUUCAUAAAAGCCAUCGGUCCUGCUGAUGCUAUCCAAAAACAGUUUUCAGAAGAAACAUUUCAAGAAAGAAUUGACUGUUCCGGGAAAUGCAUCUUGCCAGGUUUAGUGGAUGCACACACACAUCCAGUAUGGGCUGGUGAAAGAGUUCAUGAGUUUGCGAUGAAGUUGGCAGGAGCCACAUACAUGGAUAUCCACCAGGCUGGAGGAGGGAUCAACUUCACGGUGGAGCGCACGCGCCAGGCCUCGGAGGAGGAGCUGUUCAGUUCCUUCCAGCAGCGGCUUGGGUGCAUGAUGAGGGCGGGGACAACGCUGGUGGAGUGCAAGAGCGGAUACGGCCUCAGCCUGGAGACGGAGCUCAAGAUGCUACGCGUGAUUGAGCGCGCCCGGCGGGAGCUGGACAUCAGCAUCUCAGCCACUUACUGCGGGGCUCACUCGGUGCCAAAAGGAAAAACUGCUACUGAAGCCGCUGAUGACAUCAUCAAUAACCACCUCCCAAAGCUGAAGGAACUUGGCAGAAAUGGGGAAAUACACGUUGACAAUAUAGAUGUGUUCUGUGAGAAGGGCGUCUUUGAUCUCAAUUCCACCAGAAGGAUUCUUCAAAGUGGGAAAGAUAUAGGGUUACAGAUUAACUUCCAUGGGGAUGAACUCCACCCAAUGAAGGCUGCUGAGCUCGGGGUGGAACUGGGAGCCCAGGCAAUCAGUCACCUGGAAGAAGUGAGUGAUGAAGGCAUUGCUGCCAUGGCAGCGGCCAGGUGCUCUGCUGUCCUCCUGCCCACUACGGCCUACAUGCUGAGACUGAAGCAACCUCGAGCCAGGAAAAUGUUAGAUGAAGGGGUAAUAGUUGCUCUGGGCAGCGAUUUCAACCCUAAUGCGUAUUGUUUUUCAAUGCCGAUGGUCAUGCACCUGGCCUGUGUGAACAUGAGAAUGUCCAUGCCCGAGGCCUUGGCCGCUGCCACCAUCAAUGCCGCUUAUGCCCUGGGAAAAUCUCACACUCAUGGAUCUUUGGAAGUAGGCAAACGGGGAGAUCUCAUUAUCAUCAAUUCAUCCAGAUGGGAGCAUUUGAUUUACCAGUUUGGAGGCCAUCAGGAAUUAAUUGAUUAUGUUAUAGCUAAAGGAAAAGUCAUCUAUAAAAAAUGAUUGAUCUGUAAGGAAAGAGCACACUGUUCUACUGUUUAAGUCAAUACAGUUAUAUUAAAAGUUAAAAUACCUUAGUAGGUUACCAGAAUGAUGUCACUUAAAUCUGUUUCUGUAUUUUGUUUAUCCACUUGAAAAACCCAGGGGAUUCACUUAUUUUAACAUGUGCACCUGGACGUAUAAGCAAGUAAACCAUUGGUGAUGAUAAUCUCAAAGGAUUAAAUUACUUCACAAAGAUUUUCUAUACAUAUUCUGCAGGUUAAUAUGGUGGAGUAUCACAGAAAUGCCUUUGUGGGGAAAUGCAGAUUGGCAAAUAGGUAGACAUGGCUUAAAAUUCCCAUUUUGCUUCUACUUUUCAAAUUUCAAUUCUUAGACUAUAUUUACUGAAAAUUGCGGGGGGGGGAGUGGGAAAUCCAAGUCAAAUGCCACAAACUAAGCUAAAAUGUAGCCAUCUGUAAUAAGCAAAUAGUUUUUCUUUUCCCCACACAGUGUGUCUUUCUAGGUGCUCUUCAAAUGCAUUAGGGUCCUCUGAGGGAAGGUGUUCUUCUGUUUUCUUCUCAACCCUUGCAAUAGAGCUUCACAGCAGAGCUCAGGACUUGUCAUUUUGUACACAAGUAUAGGGACCUUCUUGUAACAGAUGCAUUUUGACCAAAUCCAAUAAUGUAAUUUUUUAAAAAGUUUUAAAGUUUUUGAUUCUUCACAUUACAAAUGUAUAAAAAAUCUAUAGCUUUCAAUAAAUAUUUGCUGUCACUAUUAUUGUUGUUGUUUACAGCCCUGGAAGCCAGUCAGUGGUGUCUAUUAGAACCUUUUAGGAAAUGAACAAAUUACAGAAGAAAGUGGAUUACAUAAAGAAAAAGUGGAUGACUAUAUAAACGAGUGUUUCUAAAGCCAUGUGUUUACUUGAAAUGUUUUUAAACGCUUUGAUCAUUCUUACAAUCACAACUGCAUGAUAAAACUUUGUCCUAUUUAUGAAGAAAUGACGAGAGAAGUAAACAUUAAGUACCCAAAUUAUCACCUAUUUCAAGUUAAUAGAGCCUGAACCAAUGAGGCUUUACUGUAUUCAACAUAGAUCAACUCAAGAUACCCCUUGUCAGAAGGUUAAGGGUAACAGGGCACAUCGCUAUCACGGGCUAGUAGCGUGGGGUACCUGGAGCUCUGCCCCUCACAUGCUUGGCGAAGAAGCCGUGAGGGGGUGUGGGAAGCAUGAGUUGCUGUGGGAGACGCCUCCCCUAUGACCAGUUUCCUAGUCGACGGUGGGAGUUCGGGAUGCAGGAGAUACAUAUAAAGGCCCAAACUAAAGAUUAGGUCUGUCCUGGAACCCAAGCCACGUAGAAGUAUAUCCUUAUAACUACGGAAUAAAAAGGUGAAGCACUUCCUAUUU